UUCUAACUUGUUAGAAAAUUUUGUUUAGAGUUUCUUUUAUGUUGUCACCUUUUAAUUUUGCAUUUUAAUGUUGUGAAGCAUCUUGCUUUUAUAAAACAAACAAGAUUUUAUAUAGGUUAUUCAGAGAAGUUUGAAAAGCUUAAAAUUGUUUUCUGUUUAAAGAUGGAAAUGAUGGACUCCCCCCAUGAUCAAACAUUUUUACAUAUACUUCGUGAGGAAAAGAACAUCAGUAAUUUCUUGGAUGCCUUUUUUGGAUUUUUAUACAGGUGCACAGAUUUUUAUAUUGAAUCAAACUCAGAACAAAAAUUAGGCUUCCCACCUGGAAUAGCAGAGAAACUUUUAAUGAAUAGUAUGCACAAAUGGAAACACAAUGCCCCGGCUAUACAAAAGACAACUACAAGUGACAAGACGAUCAGCAACAAUAGCAAUGUAUCACAACCAAAUGAAUUAAGUUCGAUACAAAGUGAAGACUACAGACAUAUUCCACCAGUUGUGCAAGAAAUUGAGAUUGAUUCAUGUAGCAAGUUGGAUAACAUUAAUCCACUUUCCAUACAAUCAUUUGAGACAGAUCAUAUAUCAGAUAGUUACAAUGGAGCUGUAAGAGAGAAUUAUGUUUGGACCCAGACACUUAAUGAUUUGGAUGUACUGAUAAAAAUACCAGAGUACAUAAAAACAUCCAAAAACAUUAAAGUCAACAUAAGCUUAGAUGAAAUCAAAAUUGAUGUUAAGACCUUUAAUUCUCUAGAAGAUUCUAAAUGGGACAAUAUCUUCAGUGGCAAGCUUAGUUUUAAAAUUCGAAAAGAUGAAUCUAUAUGGAGUCUUGUAGCUGGAAAACACAUCAAUAUUCAUCUUGAAAAAGUAAUUGAAAGAUGGUGGGAAGCCUUAAUAGUAGAUGAACCAAAAAUUGAUUUAAGCAAAAUUGACUGUUCCAAACAUUUUGAUGAUAUGGCGUCGGAUGAACAAAUGAAAGUACAAGAAUUAAUGUGGAACCAUCAACAGAAACUCUUAGACAAACCAACGUCUGAACAAAUUAAAAUGGAGACUAUUUUGAAACAGGCAUGGAAUGCAAAAGGAUCACCUUUCUUCGGUACACCUUAUGAUCCUUCCGUUUUGAAAUACAACUAACAAACUUAACUUCUCAAAAAACUUGUAUUAACAUUUUAAAUAAUCAAAUUCUUCAAGAUUUGUAUCAUAUAUGUUG
This is a messenger RNA of Linepithema humile (Argentine ant), 1201 nucleotides long. Its product is annotated as nudC domain-containing protein 3. Lineage: Eukaryota; Metazoa; Arthropoda; Insecta; Hymenoptera; Formicidae. Gene Ontology annotation, biological process: protein folding. Gene Ontology annotation, cellular component: cytoplasm. The record is from RefSeq and is a predicted model, not a curated record.